Clunio marinus is the source of this 1460-nucleotide messenger RNA. Lineage: Eukaryota; Metazoa; Arthropoda; Insecta; Diptera; Chironomidae. The record is from the annotation of a GenBank genome assembly.
GAGGGGAAAAAAGUUCAAUUUUUUUAGUAUACCCCUCAAGUACAUAUUUCGGAAUUUAAUAUUUUUUAAUGUUUUUAUAGAUUUAGUUCUUAAACACUAAACAUAUAAUAAAAUGGAUAGCAAUAAAUUUGACCUGUUAUUUGUGGCAGAGAAAUUCAAAAACUCUUUGAAUCAUGAGGAUGAUGUUCUCAUUAAUUUUUAUUUAGAAGCUUUUCGAGAAAUUCUCAAGUUUUUCCAACUGAUGGGCUCAAUAUUCGGAUUUGUAUCUUCUGAUGUCAAAUCUAAGAUUGAAAUUCUAGAGGCAUUUCAAUUAAAUAAUGAAAAAAAUGAACAUUUUCAGUCAGUCAAAAAGAUGAUUACUUACGAACAAGAUGAAGAUCUGUUAUACAAGAAAGAUUAUGUUUCAGGAUGUAGAACUUUACUUAGACUUCAUCGAGGAUUAGAUUUUGUAAGAAACUUUUUAAAGAAGCUGGAAACACUGUCUGGAAGUGAAAAAGCUGAUAAAGUAUGUUCUCAAAGUUAUAACGAGACUUUGGCGAAUUUUCAUCCUUUUUUCAUAAGGAAAGCAGCUGCCCUUGCCAUCUAUGCGAUACCAACGCGAGAUCAACUAUUACAAAAAGUUUGCUCAGAUGUCGCGUUGGCAAUUCAAUCUUUACCUGAAAUGUUACAAGUUACUGAUGUUGUCUACAACAGAAUCAAUGAACUUUAUAGUUGUUAUAAUCUUCAUGAACUUCCAUAGAUCUGUAUUCUCAAACUACUUAAUUAAUCCUCUUCAUAUUCCAAAAAUUCAAUACAUUAGAAUUUAUACCAAAUCUUUUUGCUCAAUAUUUCAUCAUUUAUUGAAAUUGUAAAAUUGUUUUAUCAUUUAUUCUAGCUGAUAUGCUUCAAAUACGAAUAAGAUAUCUAAGCAAAAAAAAAUAAAUUAUUUACCUAUAAAGAAUUCCCAUUGUCAUUUAUUAAAAUAUUUUAGGAUUUUAUUUUCAGUAAAAUCUUCUAAUGAGUUGAAACCAGAGUUUCUGGUAUAUUAUGCAUGGCACAAAUUUUUGCUGUUUAUACUACUUAUGCUAUGAAUUGUUCGUAAAGGAUUGCUUACAGUUACGUUUACCAAAACAUCUAGUUGGAUUUCAAGUGCAACGCCCAAAUGUGAUACAUCAUAAAAAGCAUACGAAAACAAGUAAUUAAUAAGAAUAGAAAAAUGCGUGCAUUGCACCUCAACUUUAAAUUAAAAAGCGGUCAUGUGUUUAGAGUGGAGAUGAUCAUUUUAUAUGCAUUUAAAAGCAAAUAGAUAAAGUGAUCCACUUCUUGCAUUAUCAGCGUUAUCAAUUUAACGUUUUGACUAAGUAUAAUUAAUAAAAUAUCUUAACAAAGAGAUAAAUAAAAAAGUGGAAAAUGUUAAAAAUAAAAUAACAACCGAGAAAAGAACUCACCAAAUUUUUUCAAAAACAGGGACUCAUUUCGGG